This is a messenger RNA of Puntigrus tetrazona (Sumatra barb), 1768 nucleotides long. RefSeq names its product arrestin domain-containing protein 3-like. NCBI's taxonomy places the organism in Eukaryota, Metazoa, Chordata, Actinopteri, Cypriniformes, Cyprinidae. The transcript has 5 exons. The coding region runs from base 125 to 1129 and encodes 334 amino acids. Gene Ontology annotation, cellular component: plasma membrane; cytoplasm. The record is from RefSeq and is a predicted model, not a curated record. Gene Ontology annotation, biological process: protein transport.
AAGCAUCACACCCUCAAUCUGGCUUUUAUUUCACUGAAAUGUCAAUUCUGCUUUAGCCAGGCAUGCAAGAGGAGCCUCAGCCGCACUGUAUUCGAAUGUGUAGUGUACAGAUGUAGAAACUAAAAUGUCAAGAUCCAUAAAAGAGCUCAGUCUUCAAUACAACUCGAUUAAUGAAAGCAACACUUUUACUAGUGGAGACAUCGUGGAGGGACGAGUUGUUUUGGAAGUGACCAAAGCAAUAAAGGUGGACAGUUUUUUUGUGAAGCUGACGGGGGACGCAGAUGUGCGCUGGACUGAAGGCUCGGGUGACAACAAAAGAACCCGUAGAGACCACGAGAGAUACUUCAAACUAAAGCAAUACUUCAUUCAAAAGAACUCAAAGAAAGGAACCGGUGAUCGGGCCAGGAAGUCAUGUUUUUCCGUUCAGAUUUCAGCUGCCUCAGCACACCCACAAUCCGGCACACAAGUAAAGGAGAUGAAAUUUUUUGGCUCAGGAAAAAUGUCAAUGGCUGUAACAGCUGAAAAGACUGGCUAUGUGCAAGGUGAAACAAUCAGAGUUUUUGUUGACAUUGACAACUCUUCGUCUCGUGACAUCAAGCUAAAGUACAGCCUCAAGCAGCAACAGACGUUCAUCGCUGGCAGGAGCACUAAUAGAGGACAUAAGGACAUAGUCAAAGAGACCAGAGAUCGCAUCCCUUCUGGAGAAAAGUCAAAAUUCAUACUGGACAUGAUCCUUCCUCCUGACCUGACUGUCACCAUUGAAAACUGUAGAAUUAUAAAAGUGCAGUAUGAACUUAAGGUUUAUCUGGACGUGUCUUUUGCAUCAGAUCCAGAAGUCAAAUUUCCUGUGGUCAUUCUUCCCUUUGAACAACAGUGUCCUCCGUGGCAAGGAUUCCAGCCAUAUCCACCACCUCAGCCUAACCUGCCUUAUCCUGGAGAACAACCUCCUCCACCUGCAGGACUUUACCCCAAUCUGUAUGAUCCUUCAGUGCUGCCCUAUCCGGGAGCUGCUGCCGGGGUCUAUCCAAAUCCAAAUCCCAUUCCCAUUCAAUCUGGUUUCCAUCCAGCUCCUUCUGCACCAAUCUAUGAUCCAAAUCAAAGCAAAUCAUCUCCUGAUGUGUCAUAUUAAUCUCCUUCACCAGCCAAACAAUGUUGUCUGCGUGCCUUCUAUCUGCAAGCUCAGUGCCUAUUAUUGUGCCUUUUAAGCUUAGCACUUUUCUUCGGCUAUAUAGGGGGAUAAAAGGUGAUCUGAAAAGAUUUAAAGCUUCUAUUUCAGUAUUCUUUCUGCUUUGCAUACUUAUGCUAUCUUUUAGAAAAGAUAGUACUGAAGUUGCUUACAAAUAUCUUCUCAAGUGUGUAUCUGUCCCUGGAGUGAGGUUUUAUUGACAUCCUAAAGAGAUUUGGCAUGAAACAGGAAUUAUGGCUGACUUGUCUCUCUUAUUUGACAUAUUUGUGAACAAAACACCCCAAAAAAUGUAGGAUAUAAACAGAUAUUUGUCUAUUAGGAACUGAUUAGAUUGUAUACAGUGGCCACUGCAAUGGACGAUCAUUUCAAGUCAGUAACAGGUUUCUGGAGGGUAGUUGUGAAAUUCCUUUAACUUUAUUGCCCAACCUUCACUCCAGUGUACACAUCAUCAGAAAAGAUAUCAGAUGUGGGAAUGUUAAGUUUAUGAGGACAUGUAAAUAAAAAAGACAUGUGCAUGGAUAAACCAUUUGUAAAUAAUCUAUCAGCAAUAAUAGAAUCAUGAAGACAUCAUUAUGAGCCAUU